Molecule: messenger RNA, 469 nt
Organism: Paramecium octaurelia
Lineage: Eukaryota; Ciliophora; Oligohymenophorea; Peniculida; Parameciidae
Source: the annotation of a GenBank genome assembly
AUGAAGUAUGAUAAAAUAAAUAAACAUGAUUAUGUGGUUAGUUGUAUUUCGACUUAUCACACAAGCAGUUGGGUGGAGAGAUAAUAGAGGAAUAAAAAUUUUAAAUUAUAUUAUUCUUGGUAUUAAACUUUUGGAAUUUUUGCUCGUAAAUGUCCUGAAUUACAUACAUACAUGCUUGAUAUGCAUCCACAUGAAUGUGUUUGUAAAUAUUUGCACUAUUAUAGCUUACGCCUUGAUUUGCAAGGGUGUAACAGAAAUACAAGUAAAAAUUGAGGCAAAUGGUACCCCUCUUCUCCUAAAGGAAAUUUAAGUAAUGAUAAUAAAUUAUUUGAAUAUUUGUAAUCUAAUUCUUCUCUAAUUCAAUAUUAAAUUACAUGAGCAGCAGCAAAGUAAAUUUGAUAUUAUUUAAUUUUUUCACCCACCUUUUUCUUUAAUAUCCUUAAUAUAAUUUUUGUUUUACUUUAUUUGA